GUUUUUUUUAUUUACCAGUUAACAAUGUUUAUAACCUCUCGAUCACUAAUUACAUUACAUAAUCACGUCAUCUCAGAUCAUAAAAUAACUGUGAUUUAAAUUAGUAAAGUAAAUUCACAAGAUGAACGCCAUGAACACAUACAUAAAGAAAGAGGUUGCUCUUAUAGGUGCUAACACGACAUUUGGCAAAAUAACAUCCUUCUUAUUGAAACAGUCUCCAGUUUUGAGUAAACUAACAUUGUAUGAUGAAAAAAGUCUAAAAUCUUUUGACGAUAUGAAGUACAUAAACACACCUUGCAAAGUAUCAUUUGUCAAUGGAAGAGAACAUAUAAGUGAAGCAAUCAAGGCAGCAGAUAUUAUAAUUAUUGGAGAUGACAAUCCUAAAGAAAUGAGCCAUGAAGCUACUUUAGUCUCUAGAGUCCCAUCAUUUUCAAAUUAUGUUCAACAGAUAGCAGAUCAUAAUCCUAACGCAAUAAUUAUAGUAGCCACAAAUCCAGUUAACAUGACUGUUCCAUUAGCAGCUGAGGUGUUGAGAAAUCUUGGUAAAUUUGAUGAAAGGAAACUUAUUGGCAUGACUAACGUAGAGAACAUCAAGGCAAGGGCUAUCCUAGCUCGUCAUCUUCAAAUCUGCCCGGGAACGAUUGAUUUUCCAGUUAUUGGAGGCUCAACAUCAGAGACAAGUGUACCAUUAUUGUCAAAUACGAACCCCCGUAUUCCUUUGAGUAAGGCGAAUUCACAAAAAAUAAUCUGUGCUGUAAAGACAUCUGCUACUAAACUUCAUAAUGCUGAAGGCAGUCAAGAGAGUCUAAACCGAUCAUAUGCGACUGCAAAGUUGGUAAAAUCCAUUGUUGCCGGUUUGAAUGGGCAUCCUACAGUUGAAACAGUACUUUCAUAUCAAAAAAUAAUCAACAAUGCUGAUUAUUUUUCACUACCUGUCCUAUUGGGAGAGAAUGGCAUAAUUAACCACAUGACAUUACCAAAUAUAUCCCAACAUGAAAAACAUCUUCUAUUACAUGCUAUAACAUCUAUGGCCGCUGAUUCUAAAAAGGCUAAACAUUAUUAUGAUAAACUGGUAAAUAAUUUAGGAAUACCUAUUAGAGCUCCACAAAACAAAUUAAAUAAAUUGAAACCUCCAAACAAUCCAAACAAACAUCCGCAAUCACAAUAUGCAUCGGUUCAUAAUAGAACACAAAAUUCAUUCCAAAAUACAAUGUUAAAUGAAACAUCUCCUUCUAGUAUGAAAUUGAAAUCCAUCAUAGAUCACGUUGCUUCAACUAUUUCUUCUUGUAAUAAAAGUACAAAGACAAUUGUAGAUCAAAAUAAAUUAGAGAGUCUUAAAUUUGAAAAAAAAACGAAACAUAGUGUAAAAUUUAAUCAAGUGAACGAUAUUGCUUUGUUAGCCAAACAAGAUUCAUUCAAGGGAUUACGUCCAACAGAAAAAGCAAUCAGUGCCAAAAAUACUAUAUUUGAAUACAGUACUCAAGUUUUAACCAUGCCUAAAAAUAUUAAAAAUUUAAACCCAAAGGAAAAUAUUACUUCUAAUGACCCAAUAGUUAAUUACAUAAACAAAACAUCACUGUCUCCUCAACUUAGUAAUAAAGAAAAAAAAUGUGUCAUAGAGAAAGAUAAUUUGUCUCUUAAAGAUAAUAAUAAAGAAAAACAAUAUACUACUUCAGAAAACGUAUCUACAGAUACCUCUCAAAAAAUCCUUAGACCGGAAAAGAUCGAAAAUAAUUUUACCUCUAAUAUUAUAGGGGUAAUUAAUGAAAUGCAGAACAGAAAGAGUAUGCCAUUCGCUACAAAAGGCGCAAUCAAGAAUCAAUCCGAAAAUAUGUUUGAUAACAGCACUAAAGUGAAUAAUUUUAGUUCAAAAUUUAAUACAAAGAAUGAUAAGUAUUUGGACUUAUUUGGAAUUAAAGCAGCUAAAAAGGAUGAUAAAAAUGUGAAGAUAAAUAAGGCUGAUAUAAAAUCAAUAAGCGAUAUUAGCUUCCUCAUUCCUAGCGAAACUAAAACAAGCGGCAAAAAAUAUAGUUUACAAACAAAUCAGCCUCAUUGGAUUUUACACAGUAUGUUAUUCAAAUCAGAAAAAUAUCAGUCUUCAAAACGACCGAUAUUGUCACGAUAUGUAUCGUCCGAGUCACACGAUAAUCAAUUCAAAAAUAAACAAUUUACAAAUAUCGCCCCUGAGGAAGAAAUGAGACAGGUGUCGUCACUUCCGAAACCACAAACAAAUAUUAAUGAACUACAAGAACCGUUAUGGUCGCGAUUUAUAUCAUCAGAAUCACGGGACAAUGAAAUAAAAAAUAAAGUAUAUGAAAAUUUUAACCCUGAAAAUAGAAAAAAUCUUCAAACGUCACUUCCCAAAUCCCAACAAAAUAUUAAAAUCCCAUAUGAAACAUUUUCAUUAAGUUGUAAACCAUCAGAAUCUACUUCUAAAGAAAUGGAAAAUAAAGAGUUUAUAAAUUUUAAUUCUGAGAAUAAAAUAAAACAAAAUACUUCACCUCACAAGAUACAAACAAAUUUUAAUAAACCCCAUGUAUUCAUACGGUCACAAGAUGCAUUACCAAAACCUAAUGAUGAAGGAACGGGAAAAAAAUUAGUUGAAGCUAUUAACUCGAAGGAGAAUGUCAGAGAAGUGAAAUUAAUUCCAAAAUCAAAAACAAACAUUAAUAUACCACAUGAAUCAAUAGCCAUCACCUCGGAACCAGGUUGUAACGAUAACUUAUUACCGACUCCGUAUUCAAGAUCACUUAAAAAUUAUAAUGGGCAACGAAAAAUUUAUAUCAACCCUAAGGUAUCAAGUGAUACUUGUGUUUUUGAAAAUUUAAUUCAGAAACAGAAAAGUAGUAUUUCUUCUGGACAUAAAGUUGCCUCAUUCAGAACUGAAAGAUCAGAGGAUACAUUUUUCAUACUGCAGAGAGAAAUGAUAAACACUAAAUUGUUAGACAAGGCAAAUCACAAUAAAAAUAAACGAAAUGACUUGCAAAAAUUACACCUUUUAACAAGUAAUUCGAAAGAAUGUGUCACGAAGAAUAAAGUUCCUGAAAAUCAAUUCAAAUCAUUAGGAGUAGAAGAUCUUCAUUGCAAAAAUAAUUAUUUAAAACAAAAUAAAGAAAAUUCAAUGAUAAAUAUUUCAAAGCAACAAAUAUCUGAAACAACGGAUAAAAAUAUGGAUAAUGGCCGACUUUUGUGUACCACAGGAGAUAAAAAAAAUAAUUCUACUUACAAAGGAGAAAGACGUGAAAUAGACAAUAAUUCUAAAAAAUAUGAUAAUAGUGAUAUAUUAAAUGUAUCAAGCAAUCAAGUAAUGAGUACACCCUCCAAAUGUAUGCAAAAUGAAACAAAAUUAGAAAUUAAUGAACCAGGUUCAGGAAAAACGAAGUGUGGUAUAAAUGACUAUCAUAUAUGUAAACCAAAUGAAAAUGAAUCUUGUGAAAACAAUAGUAAUCCUUCUAAAUUAAUUCAACAUUCAAUUAAUUCAAAAUUGGAUUCUGAAACUGAUUUAGUUAAUGGUGAAGGAGUUAAUAAGAUAAAAAAUUCUUUAGAGCAUACAUCGCCUAAAGAAAUAGAAAAUGCUACUGUAUGAUCUAAAAUAUUUUAUCUAUAAAAAGGUCCAUAAAUAAACUUUUGUCAUUUGUUUCUCUCUCUAUUAUACAAACAAGUUUUCAGUGACUCACAUAUUGUAUUUUAUUUUAGUAUUAGGAGAGUGGGAGAAUACAAGAGC
Nezara viridula (southern green stink bug) is the source of this 3724-nucleotide messenger RNA. The record is from the annotation of a GenBank genome assembly. NCBI's taxonomy places the organism in Eukaryota, Metazoa, Arthropoda, Insecta, Hemiptera, Pentatomidae.